Messenger RNA from Bombina bombina (fire-bellied toad), 6131 nucleotides. RefSeq names its product myeloid leukemia factor 1 (gene MLF1). The coding region runs from base 91 to 891 and encodes 266 amino acids. NCBI's taxonomy places the organism in Eukaryota, Metazoa, Chordata, Amphibia, Anura, Bombinatoridae. Gene Ontology annotation, biological process: regulation of DNA-templated transcription. The transcript has 8 exons. The record is from RefSeq and is a predicted model, not a curated record. Gene Ontology annotation, cellular component: cytoplasm; nucleus.
GGAGAACAGUAGUUGCACUCUUGUUCAGGCUGCAGAGGAGAACGGACCGGUGGUGGGGAUCUGGGUUUGGAGCAUUGAACCAUCAGCAGAAUGUUUGGCAGUUUGCUAAAAGAUUUCGAAGAGGAUCCAUUCUUUUCUGAUCCAUUCCGUGCACACCAAGAGCAUGUGCGCCAAAUGAUGAGAAGCUUCUCUGAUCCUUUUGGACGUGAUCCAUUCUUCAGUACCACAGAUGGUAGAUCUCGAGGUCGGAGGGGGCAGGAAGAUACCCAGGUGGCUCUGAGGGAAGAUCACAGAGCCUCAAGUCUUUGCCAUAUGCCCCAUCAGGGUUUUAGUAACAUGCAGUCUUCUGACUUAAUGGAUCCUUUUCACUCUAUGGAUAACAUGAUGACAAACAUGCGGAACAGAAUGUUAAACAUCCACAAACAAUUUGAAGGAUUAGCGGACAAUCCAGACAGCCACCUGUUUAGCAGUUCUUCAGUUAUGACAUAUUCCAAGGUUGGAGAUGAACCUCCAAAAAUCUUCCAAGCAACAAGCCAAACCCGUAAAGCUCCUGGGGGUAUCAAAGAAACAAAGAAAGCUAUUCGAGAUUCUGAGACUGGUAUUGAAAAAAUGGCUAUUGGCCAUCACAUUAAAGACCGAGGUCAUGUGAUCAAGAAAUCUGUGAACAACAAAACAGGGGAUCGUGAAUUAAACCAAGAAUUCCUGAACAUAGAUGAAGAGGAAGCGCCACAGUUUAAUGAUGAAUGGGUAAAUGAGAUCUCCAAAUACACACCAGCAGAAGAAAAGCCCAAGAUUAAAGCUCAAGAGAAGCAAAAAAGUGUUCACCAUGCAAAAAUAGGAACUCGAGAUCUGGCAAGACGGGAUAGAUGUAUUUCAAAAAUGGUCAUCUAGAACAACACAUGUCUGUGGAGCACGAUUGGAUCCUCUGUAACAUCAAAUCAAAAAUAAAUGAGUGAAACGUACAUUUGAUUUGUUUUGCUAUUUAUUUAGGGGAACACUUGGCGCUAUUUAAAGUUAAAUCUUCAUGAUGUAAAGUAAACCAAACAAAUGCUCAUUCGAGGUUGAUUCAUCAUUCUUGAUAAUAAAGCCCAAUGAGUCACCGUCGUCACACUUGGACAAUUAAAUGAAUUCCAUUUACUGCUAGAAAGGACUAAGAUUUCAUUAUUUUCUUGUUUCAAGGCAUAAAUGUGCAAAAUCAUUUUCAUAAAGGGAGUACAAGAUUUGGCUUUGAUAAAUGACAAAUAGUAAACUAUAUUAGUUGUGUAGGAAUGUAUAUUAGUCUGUUUUUUGUGGUCAUUGGCCUAGAUUUAUGAUUUGGAGCUUGCCAGUCAGACAAUACUCUUCAAUGUCUGUGUUCCUAUGGAGCAAGUUUACUAAUUGCCUAAUUUUAGUGACUCUAUCCGGGAUCUAUCUUGCAUCUAUCUACACAUAUAGAUUUGUUUUUUUUUUUAUAGGGACACUGCCAAAUGAAUUUGAAUACAAAUAUAGUGAAAUAAAUAAUUGUAGCAUAAUUUUGCAUUUAAAAAGUGAAGGAUUUCUUCUGUGUUGCCUCAAAGAGAUUUCUAUAUGUCAGGGGUCAGCAACCUACAGUGUGCAUGCCGUUUCUGGCAGAGUGAUUUUUGUUUUUUUAAUAACGUGGUGAGGGGUGAGGCUGAAAAAUAUUAAUGGUUCCAACCACAGGUACGUGAAAUCAAAGCAAGCCCCUCUGUUAGCUACAUACCCACAUCAGAUUCCAGGAUGACUCUGUAGUCUAGCUGCCAGCCACAUAAACCACAAUAGAUAAGACCCAUGGCCCUGCAGCCCCUGUGUUAGCUACAUACCCACAUCAGAUCCCACUCUGAACCCCCCCCCUGUAUUCUAGCUAACACAGGGGCUGCAGGGACAUGGGUCUUAUCUAAUGUGGUUUAUGUGGCUGACAGCUAGACUGUACGGUCAGGGUGGAAUCUUAUGUGGUUACGUAGCUAACAGAGGGGCUGCAGGGCCAUCGGUCUGAUCUAUUGUGGUUUAUGUAUCUGAUAGCUAGACUACAGGGACGGGUGAUAUCUGAUGUGGGUAUGUAGCUAACAGAGGGGCUGCAGUGCCAUGGGUCUGAUCUAAUGUGGUUUAUGUGGCUGACAGCUAGACUACAGGGUCAGGGUGGGAUCUGAUGUGGGUAUGUAGCUAACAGGGGCUGCAGGGCCAUGGGUCUGAUCUAAUGUGGUUUAUGUGGCUGACAGCUAGACUACAGGGUCAGGGUGGGAUCUGAUGUGGGUAUGUAGCUAACAGGGGCUGCAGUGCCAUGGGUCUGAUCUAAUGUGGUUCAUGUGGCUGACAGCUAGACUACAGGGUCAGGGUGGGAUCUGAUGUGGGUAUGUAGCUAACAGAGGGGCUGCAGUGCCAUGGGUCUGAUCUAAUGUGGUUUAUGUGGCUGACAGCUAGACUACAGGGUCAGGGUGGGAUCUGAUGUGGGUAUGUAGCUAACAGGGGCUGCAGGGCCAUGGGUCUGAUCUAAUGUGGUUUAUGUGGCUGACAGCUAGACUACAGGGUCAGGGUGGGAUCUGAUGUGGGUAUGUAGCUAACAGGGGCUGCAGUGCCAUGGGUCUGAUCUAAUGUGGUUCAUGUGGCUGACAGCUAGACUACAGGGUCAGGGUGGGAUCUGAUGUGGGUAUAUAGCUUACAGAGGGGCUGCAGGGUCAGGAGUCUGAUCUAAUGUGGUUUGAGGCUGGCAGCUAGACUACAGGGUCAGGGUGGGAUCUGAUGUGUGUAUGUAGCCAACAGGGGCUGCAGGGCCAUGGGUCUGAUGUCAUGUGUCUGACUGCUAGACUGCAAGGUUGGAGUGGAAUCUGAUGUGGGUAUGUAGCUAACAGAGGGGCUGCAGGGCCAGGUGUUUGAUCUGAUAUGGGUACAGGUGUGACACAAGGGCUACAGGACCAGAGGCUGCCAGAUCAGGGGUCUCGUGUAAUGUAGGUAUGAGGCUGACAGAGGGGCAGCAGGGCACAGUGUUUGAUCUGCUGUGGGUACAGGCAUGUUUGUAUUGUUCUUUAAGCACCAUGCUUAAAAAGGUUUGCUGAACCCUGAUCUACGUAGGGAAAUCUUAAAGGACCAGUAAACACAGUAGAUUUGCAUAAUCAACAAAUGGAAAUGAAAUGGAACUUAGUCUGAACUUCAAAUGAGUACUAGUAGACUUUUUUCUGUCAAAUUUCAGAGUUAUAUCUAUUUCCACUCCCCCCCUGUAUCAUGUGACAGCCAUCAGCCAUUCACAAAUGCAUAUACGUAUAUUCUGUGAAUUCUUGCACAUGCUCAGUAGGAGCUGGUGACUCAAAAAGUUUAAAUAUAAAAAGACUUUGCACAUUUUGUUAAUGGAAGUAAAUUGGGAAGUUUUUUAAAAUUGCCUGCUCUAUCUGAAUUAUAAAAGUUUAAUUUUGACUUGAGUGCCUUUUUAAUAAAGAAACAUAAGCAUUGCUUUGAAACAUCGAAAGCUGUAUUUCUAAAAUUAGUAGAUGAUUACUAACAAUAAAUGUGCUUUAAAGGGUCCUUCUAAUGUAAAAAAUAUUUUGUUAGAACUUUUUUGUUUCUAAACAGAUUCCAUCCUCUUACCUAAACUCUAUUAAAAGAGUUAAACAUGGAUUCAAAGUUGUUACAACCUGAAAUACCAGAUGAGGAUAUGGUCAGUGACUUUAUGUAUGCUUGCUGUUGAUUGGCUUGCCUGUUGUAUCCUCAUCUGGGAUGGCAUGUGAACUCAACUUUGACCAUUUAUUAAAACUAAAUGCAUGGGUUCAACAACUUGUAAAAUAAACAAAUCUGUUUACAAAUAAAAUAUUGCACCAGAUUAUUAUUUUUUAAGCUAUUACUUGUUUGAAACCAUCUGUCUGUAUCCCUUGAAAUAAUCAGCGCACAGGCUUAUUUUUUUAUCAAAUGAAAAAAAGUCCAGCAAGAGAACCAUUGACCGUUAUUAACCCAUCUAGGUCCAACGUAUUCACUUGAUCGUAUCUAUGGGAAAUGGUAAUCCAUACCCAUACCUGAAUUAAGACAAUCAAGAUUGGUGCUGUUUCUACUUUGUAUAUUUGGGAAAAAAACUUAUAUCAAUAUAAUAACAAGGAUGUGUGCUACUUAAUCAUUAUACAUUUGAACAAGUCAGUAAAUAGCAUAUGGACUUUUACAAUUGAAUAUUUAUUUGUUGUCAGUUUUAUAAAGAAAUAUUAUAAUUUAUAAUAAUCUUUACGUUCUAUUAUGUCUUGUUACACAAUAUCAGUAGUAUUUUAAACACACACAUUCUAUAUUGUGAGACAGAACAACAUUUUAAACAAAGCUGAAUGGUAAUAGAUUCUGAUAACAGUAAUACUGUAUUUGUAUGUUGAUUGCCCAGAUGUCAUGUAAUCAUUUGCAUAAUCACUUAGAAAUUAUUGUGUCAUUACUUAAAGGGAUAUUAAACAGUAAAUACAUUCUAGACUUUUUGAUGUAUUCAGCGCAAAGGUUAACCAUAGAAUAAAACGUAGAUGCAUUUUUUUCCAGUUAUAUUAGUUGUUUAAAUAUUGAAGAGAAGUGUAAAGGUUUAGUUUCUAUAAAAUACUUUAGAACAUGUCAUUGUAAAACCAGCAACCCUACACUCCUAUAUUUAACCCCCGCAGGUCCCAGCCAGCAGCAUGAGUUUCCGCUCAGGACCUGCAGUGCUCUGUGGUUUCAAACAGUAUUUCUUAUAUCCAUAAUGAAUGCCUCUGCCAGGCUCAUCUUCCUUGCACGUCGCUCUUCGUCUGCCGCACCUCUCUGCCAAUCCCUUCACUGGCUUCCUCUUGCCUCCAGGAUUAAACACAAAAUUCUCACUCUGACACACAAAGCCCUCAAUUGCACUGUUCCCCCCUACAUCUCAGACCUUGUCUCCAGAUACUUUCCCUCCCGUCCCCUUCGCUCCGCUCAUGAUCUCCUACUGUCCUUCUCUCUUGUUACCUCCUCACAUACCCGUCUUCAAGAUUGACUCCCAUCUUAUGGAACUCUCUGCCUCGCUCCACAAGAAUCUCCCCUAGUUUUAAAAGCUUCAAGUGCUCCCUGAAUACUCUACUAUUCAGGGAUGCUUACAACCUACACUAACCUUCCUAUCUCCACUGCUAUCCCCUAAAACCCCAUAGCAUGUAAGCCUAUGAGCCCAACUGUUUGUAGCUCAUCUUCAUAAGAGCCGACUUCAACAGUGCAACUCUCGGCAGGACCCUCUCUCCCCAUUUGAUACCUGUAAUCGUUUUUAUAUACCACCUAUGUUCAUAGCGCUGCGGAACCUGUUGGCACUCUUCAAAUACCUGAUGAUAAUAAUAAUAAUUAUUAUUAUAUGCGUUUAACCCCUUUGCAGAGAAAAUAUAUUCCCGACAACCUUGUUUUCACAGUCUCUUUUUUACUGGCUGUAUUAUAUGUGUACUUAAUUGUCCCCAGCAGAAGAGAUCGAAAGAAAAAGCAGAUCAAACAUGAGAGCACCCAUUGGUUUCCUAAAUUCCACUGAGAUUUUCAGAGUUACAGGAAAAGGGGGUAAAAUAAAUUAUUGUGAAGUUGUUGUUUUUCAACUGCAUAUAGUUAAACAUUUUUUGUUACAACCUGAUAUUGUUUAAUAUCCCUUUAAGUAGAUGUUGUGCUCUGUAUGUAUAAAAUAUUGUCUGUUUUUAUGGUACAUUUCUGAAGUCGUCUUUAUAUAUCUUGGAAUACUGGUUAAUUUCAUUUGUUAUUUGUCUGUGCAUGUGAUGUGGGGUUGGUUAAAGCUUUAAGUAAGGACUGUUCAUUAAUAUUUAGCAUUUCACAAAGACAAAAGUUUUGGAUUAAUUGUAAAGCUGGAACAGAUACCAAUAUAUGCAUUAGAUUCUCAAUUGUGAAAUGAUUAAUACUAGUGUGGAGGGGGAAGGGCAAUUAAUCAGCUUGACAAGAAUUUUUUUUUUAUAUAUUUUUGAAACUAAGAACCAACUUGGUUCUGAAUUUAUUAAUCUACAAUAUUAAUAAAAUACACCAAUUAUUGAUUAAACUUUGCGCAAGUGAAUGGUUAAAUCAAUUGUGUUUAACUGGAAUUAUUCUUGAAAUGGAAAAACAACCUGUGUAAAGAUUUUAGGAUAUUAUGUACAUUUUGUUUCUUGGUUUAAAUCCUGUAAUAUUACUGAAUAAAUUUCAAUCUUUUUGACACA